Theileria orientalis strain Shintoku is the source of this 1245-nucleotide messenger RNA. RefSeq lists its product as hypothetical. The coding region runs from base 1 to 1245 and encodes 414 amino acids. The transcript has a single exon. Lineage: Eukaryota; Apicomplexa; Aconoidasida; Piroplasmida; Theileriidae. The record is from RefSeq and is a predicted model, not a curated record.
AUGGUGACAAUAGAUUUACAGAAUAAAGCACAAGAACCAGGAAAGAGCUCACAUGGCUACUAUGUUAUUGAAGCCGUCUACGAGGAAUCGAAUCUGUUUAGAAAGUUCGUCCACGUGCCAACAGCACAAAUUAGUGAAGACAAAAUCACAAUUCAGAACAGAGAAAGGAAACUUGAGGUUAUAGUGGACAAGAAAGAAGAAGGAGGAGACAAUGUGUACACAUUCGAAGUAUUAUUUUUAGCAUUGGACCUGGAAAAUCCUCUGAUCAUAAUCAUUGAAUCGGAGUCUGAAUCAAAAUUUUUUAGGUACUCGGACUUAAUGGGAGAAGGUAAACCAGGCUCAAAAAGGUUAUCAGAAAUUGAGGAUUACCACGAAGAAGUUAGCAUUUUAGACCCAUUGUACAACGAGAGUAUCAAAGCAGGAACUGUCUUGGUAUACAGACUCGAAAAAAAGAAAAAUUACACGGGAGUCCAAGUUCAUAGGGAGGAUGAAGACUCUGAAUAUAGAGUAUACGUACACACUCCAGACGACUUAUGCAAAGAUCGUAGCUCAUGCGUAUCCUACAACAACAAACUGGUGUUAACCUAUAUAGACGACAAACAUGAAACUGGAGCACUGUAUCCGAUCCAAGAGAAGCCAUACGAGAGAAUAAAAGUCUAUAACCAUGGCAACAUGGAUGAAGGAAACCUAAUACAGUUUGAUUGCGAAGGGAAAUCCUUUAGCUAUGAAAAGACUGAGGAGGGCAAGUGGAAGUACAGAGAAGGGCAUAAGUUGGAGGAAGAAGAGGCCGAAGAGAGCGAGGAUGAGGAAACUGAAGACUCAUUCCAACCAGAAAAUUCUGAAAAUCGUUUAAGUUCAGACAAUAAGGCGAGAGGAUGGGAAGAUGCAACGGAGGCAACGAGGGAAAGCGAUUCAGCCGAGGACAUCCCGGACUUUUUGAGGGGCUCAUUUGAGCCAACCAAUUAUACUGAGGACAUGAUUAAGAAUAUGGAUAGAGGCGAAGAUGACCACGACGGUCGAUUACCUGAUGAUCAUAAACAAGGUCACAUAGAAGAUGCGACUAAAGGCGCUUCUGGACCAGAGAAUAAGAGUCUUAUUGGGAAAAACACAGGUAAAACCAUUGAUGAGGGGGCCUUUGAACACGACAACGGGGCACAAGCGCUAACAGGAACGUUAAUUCCUGUAACAAUUGCAGUGUUGGCGUGCCCAGCCUACAUGGCAUACGAAUAUUACCUUAAACGCUGA